AAAAAGAAAAAAGAAAACAAUAAGAAGUGAAGUUUGGUGAACCCAUUUAAUACUUAAGAGCAAUUCAUGCAAGACAUUGACAAAUUGGUUACAACUUAGAGCCAAAUAGUAUAAAUUGUCCAACAACGGACAUCUAACCUCCCAAAUAGAGUCGUAUGGAGUGAUCCCACAUUUAAUUUUGCAUUUAAUGAUUUCUCAAAUUGAAAUUGAAAGUGAAAUUGAAAUUGAAAUUUGUAUCUCUCAUCAACUUAAAUAUGUGGGUGCACAAAAUAAUUCCUUUAAAAAUUUAAUUUUUAUUUUCCCCUAAUGCAAAGUAGAGGUUCCAUGGAAUUGAAUGCUUGCUCUCAUUUCAAAACACAUCACCUAUUUAAAAGGGCCUUCUUCUUGUCUCCAAACACAUCCCAAACAUAUAAAAGAAAAAGAAAAAGAAAAAAACAAACAAACAUGGGUUUCUCUUUGCUUUCUUCCCCCUUUGUUCACCCUCAGUUAAGUGAAAUUGUCUCCAAAAUGACUCUCUUUGACACCAUCUUCUUCUAUGCUAUACAUUUUGUGGACAAGAUGGAAUUAUGGCACAGAUUACCUGUAAUAUUGGGAAUAAUAUACUUGGCAAUUAGAAGGCAUCUACAUCAACGUUACAAUCUCUUAAAUGUUGGAGGAAUCAAUGGUCAGAAAUAUGACACCAAUGAAUUUUCUCAUCGAACGGCUGAUGGAAAAUGUAAUCACCCUUCUGAUCACAUCAUUGGGAGCCAAGGGACAUUUUUUGGUCGUAACAUGCCUCCAUCGUCUUCUCCUUAUUGGUUGUUAGAUCCUCACCCAACAGUUGUGGCCAACAAGCUUUUGGCAAGGAAGAAGUUCAUAGACAAUGGAAAGCAAUUCAAUAUGAUAGCUUGCUCAUGGAUCCAAUUUAUGAUUCAUGAUUGGAUUGAUCAUAUGGAGGAUACCCAACAGGUGGAAAUUAGAGCACCUGAUGAAAUUGCAGAUGGGUGUCCAUUGAAGUCCUUUAAAUUCUACAAGACAAAGAAAGUUCAUACAGGUUCACCUGAUUUCAGGACAGGAUGUGUCAAUACAAGAACUCCUUGGUGGGAUGGGAGUGUAAUUUAUGGGAAUAAUGAGGAUGGAAUGAGAAGAGUAAGAACAUUCAGAGAUGGGAAGUUAAAGAUUGCAGAAGAUGGCCUUCUUGAACAUGAUGAGAAAGGGAUUCCUAUUUCAGGUGAUGUCAGGAAUUGCUGGGCAGGUUUUUCCUUAUUGCAGGCCUUAUUUGUGAAAGAGCACAAUGCUGUAUGUGACAUGCUCAGAGAACAUUAUCCAGAUUCUGAUGAUGACAAGCUUUAUCAACAUGCAAGAUUGGUGACUUCAGCUGUCAUUGCUAAAAUUCAUACCAUUGAUUGGACUGUGGAGCUCUUAAAGACUAAUACCCUCCUUGCAGGAAUGAGGAUCAACUGGUAUGGAUUUUUUGGGAAGAAAGUUAAGGAUUUAUUUGGACACUUUGCUGGACCUUUGUUUAGUGGAUUGGUGGGUCUCAGAAAGCCAAGAGAUCAUGGUGUUCCCUAUUCACUGACUGAAGAGUUCACUAGUGUCUACAGAAUGCAUUCCCUGUUACCUGAUCAACUCAUCAUAAGGGACAUCAGAUCAACAACUUCAGAAUCUGGAUGCCCUCCAGUACUAGAAGAGGUGCCAAUGAAGGAAAUGGCAGGAAAGGAAGGGGAGAAAAAAAUGUCAGAAAUUGGAAUGGAGCUAAUGCUAGUGUCAAUGGGUCAUCAGGCAUGUGGAGCUGUCACAUUAUGGAACUACCCUUCAUGGAUGAGAAAUCUUGUUGCCCAUGACAUUAAUGGAGAAGAUAGACCAGAUCCUGUGGAUAUGGCUGCUAUCGAAAUCUAUAGAGACAGGGAGAGAGGUGUUGCUCGGUAUAACGAAUUCAGAAGGAACCUGUUAAUGAUUCCUAUCAGGAAGUGGGAAGAUUUGACAGAUGAACAAGAGGUUGUAGAAGCUCUCCACGAAGUCUAUGGAGAUGAUGUUGAGAAGCUAGAUUUGCUGAUAGGCCUACAUGCUGAAAAGAAAAUGAAAGGUUUUGCCAUUAGUGAAACUGCCUUUUUCAUCUUUCUUCUUAUAGCAUCAAGGAGGCUAGAGGCGGACAGAUUCUUCACCACCAAUUUCAAUUCUAAAUCCUACACAGAAAAAGGAUUAGAAUGGGUUAACAAGACAGAGACCUUGAAAGAUGUGAUCGAUCGCAAUUUCCCUGGUAUGACAAAGAAAUGGAUGCGAUGUUCAAGUGCAUUCUCAGUUUGGGAUUCAGAGCCAGAUCAAAUGAGCUAUGUGCCCUUAUAUUUGAGACCAGCAGCCUUAUGAAAUCCCUUUUCCCUUUUCUUUAAUGGGUACGGCAAUCCUUUUGCAGAACACAUAACAGUUGUACCAGUUGAAAGAAGUACAAAUAAUGUUACACAAAGAAGAGAAGGGAAGUACCAAAGAGAUAUCACAAGUACACAUGUACAGUGUUCAGUGUAGAUAUGAAAUAACAAAAGGCUUCCCCAAAUGUUUGAUUUUCUUUUCUUUCCUUUUUUUUUUUUUCACUAGAAUGUUAGAAUUUGCAUGUCUUUGUCUAUUCAAGGCAGGAAUGGCAACGAGUAGAAUAUCCGUCUGUUUAAGGAUAUUCGAAUCCGAACCGGAUUAAAAUACACAUAUUCUCUCAUCAAUUCACAGAUUUUUUGCCAAUUCAA
Molecule: messenger RNA, 2714 nt
Organism: Ricinus communis (castor bean)
Lineage: Eukaryota; Viridiplantae; Streptophyta; Magnoliopsida; Malpighiales; Euphorbiaceae
Product: alpha-dioxygenase 2
Exons: 10
Coding region: 307-2346 (679 amino acids)
Biological process (GO): response to oxidative stress
Molecular function (GO): oxidoreductase activity, acting on single donors with incorporation of molecular oxygen, incorporation of two atoms of oxygen; heme binding; peroxidase activity
Source: RefSeq, a predicted model, not a curated record